AUGAAGCCAGCAGAGAUCAGAUUCUCUCUACAGAGACCUCUACAGCACAGAGAUCCAGCCAUGGCACCUACAAUCACUGCAGCAAUGACCAAUUCUCAGGAGCAUCUCACUCUGACCCACAAGCUCAGAAAGCCUCUGGUGGAGAAGUUACGCAGAGAGCGAAUCAACAGCAGCAUCGAGCAGCUCAAGUCUCUCCUGGGUCCAGACUUCCUCAAACAGCAGCCAGACUCCAAGCUGGAGAAAGCAGACAUCCUGGAGAUGACAGUUUGUGUCCUGAGACGACUGCAGCAGCAGCAUCAACAGCAGAGAAGACUGCUGAACCACGUCAACAAGCUGCAGUCUUCCUCUGACAACAACCUGACAGAGGCUGACUUCUCUCCUCUGAGCUCCACAGUCCACACCAGCAUCACCAAAGACAAGAGUCCAGACAACAGCGCCCUCUGGAGGCCGUGGUAGACACCAACUCACUGGAGUUACUGCCACACAAACUCUCAUGACCACAUUGGUCAAAGAUUACUGGACUGAAUCCUUUGAAAUUUGAUGGACUUGUUCUUCUGUAUGUACAGAAGGCUGUAUUUUGUGUGUUUGUCUUUGUUCAAGAUGACAUUUCCUGAGGAAAUGACAGCAACAAUAUCUUUCAAGUUGAGAAAGAGAACCUCUUGUCAUGCAUGUUGCAUGAACAACAUCUGAUUGCAUCAGCAAUUAUUAUCAUACCUCACUGUACUUCAUGUGUUGGUAGUAUAUGCUAUGAUAACAUUUGUUAUCUUUUGAUUCUUACUGAUCACAUUGAUCAGAAAACUUUAACUGUCCUUUUAUGGACAUAUUGUCAUGAUGAACUUUAAUCUCUGAUUAAUCAAAACUGAUCUGUUGUCAGAUCCAAAUGUUUAUACUUUUUUAUAAAAGUUUUGCUUAAUGUCACAAUUCUUUGUGACACUUUGAUGAUUCAAAUCAUGACAAGUAUUGUUAAAAUAUAAUACAAUGGUGAUAU
Messenger RNA from Acanthopagrus latus (yellowfin seabream), 988 nucleotides. Its product is annotated as transcription factor HES-2-like. Gene Ontology annotation, molecular function: RNA polymerase II cis-regulatory region sequence-specific DNA binding; DNA-binding transcription factor activity, RNA polymerase II-specific; protein dimerization activity. The transcript is spliced from 2 exons. Gene Ontology annotation, biological process: anterior/posterior pattern specification; regulation of transcription by RNA polymerase II; regulation of neurogenesis. Bases 1 to 456 code for a protein of 151 amino acids. Gene Ontology annotation, cellular component: nucleus. The record is from RefSeq and is a predicted model, not a curated record. Lineage: Eukaryota; Metazoa; Chordata; Actinopteri; Spariformes; Sparidae.